GAAGGUGGCCGUAGGACUCGCGGGAGCUUCGCGCCUGGCAGGUGGCCCGCCAAGUGAGCGGGAACUACAGCCUGGCCUCUUAGGGGCUCCGGGGCUUCAUGGGUUCAGGUCCAGGGGGCGGGGCCCAGAGGCCAUCUUGGCUGUGGGCGGAAGUUUCCUUCAGAGACCCGGCGAGGGGAAGUCGUUGCGGCCCUCCGCCUGGCGGCGCUAUCUCGGUUUGGGAAUGGGGAAGAGGUGCGUGGGGACUGGCGGCCCCGCAAACAAGCAAAUGCCAAUGGGCCCACGGGCAGACCCGCAAACAAGCAAGGGCCGCUGGCCCCGGGCACGCCUCUACCCGGGCGCCAGCCGGAUGCGGUGCCGCCCCGGCGCCUCGGCCGCGCGCCACCUCUUGUAACUCCUGGCGCCCGCUAGCGGCGUAGCUCGCGCCCAUUCUCGAACAACUGCACGGCGGGCGGGGCGCAGGGCUCCGAGCUGGGGCUAGACCCUGCUCAAUUUGCGUAGUGAACGGUACCCGCGCAGGCGCAGGAGGGGGCGGAGCCGCGGGAGCCGGGGAGCCGGAGUCCCGGGUCCCAGCGACCGGAUCCGGCUCCCCCAGCGGCGGUCUAAGGGCCUGGUGUUGACCGACUCCCGCGGUUGGAGAGUGGACGCAGUGGGGGGAGGGUUGGUGGCAGCGUCCGGAGUCCCGAAGACAGAAGGCAGAGAGCCCCCUACCCCAUCCGGAUUAUUGAAGGAGAGAGAGCCCCUCGCCCAGUUUGAGGAGGGGGAGAGCCCGGUGUUGAACGCCCCCUGCAGCGGCCGCUGCCCCGAGCCAACGGGCAUCGGCCGGCUCUCCCCCUCCUGCCAGGACUACUCGAGCGACAAAGGCCAAGGACCCCGCUCCUUCAGCCUCUGCACCCCUCAGCUCCUGGCUCUAGGACUGACCCAGGGAGGGGACACUCCCCAUCUAACCCCUCAGCCCUGGAAAGGAGACUGCCUUUCUAUCCUCCUGAGUGAGGCGCCCAGGGCCAGGCCCCAGGCUGCUUGUGCCCCACCACAAGGGCGAGUGACCCUCUGUUGCACGGGAGAGCCUGGCCCGUCACAACUUCUUUCCUCCUGAGCUCCCCCAUCUCUGUCUCUGCACCCUGCCACUCCCACCCCUCUGUGUUUAUUUUUAUUUCCCUGGCCCCCUGCCAGCCCCUCCAUCUCUGCCUCAGGAUUCAGGCCUCCCUCCCUGACAUGGAGAGUAACCUGUCUGGCCUGGUGCCUGCUGCUGGGCUGGUGCCUGCGCUGCCACCGGCUGUGACUCUGGGGCUGACUGCGGCCUAUACCACUCUGUACGCCCUGCUCUUCUUCUCCGUCUAUGCCCAGCUCUGGCUGGUACUCCUGUAUGGACACAAGCGACUCAGCUAUCAGACGGUGUUCCUGGCGCUCUGUCUACUCUGGGCUGCCUUGCGUACCACCCUCUUUUCCUUCUACUUCCGAGAUACCCCUCGAGCCAAUCGCCUGGGGCCCCUGCCCUUUUGGCUUCUCUACUGCUGCCCUGUCUGCCUGCAGUUCUUCACACUGACGCUUAUGAACCUCUACUUUGCCCAGGUGGUGUUCAAGGCCAAGACGAAGCGUCGGCCAGAGAUGAGCCGAGGCUUGCUGGCUGUCCGAGGGGCCUUCGUGGGGGCCUCGCUGCUCUUUCUGCUGGUGAAUGUGCUGUGUGCUGUGCUGUCCCGCCAGCACCAGGCAGAGCCCUGGGCCCUCCUGCUGGUUCGCGUCCUAGUGAGCGACUCCCUCUUUGUUAUCUGCGCACUCUCUCUUGCCGCCUGCCUCUGCCUUGUCGCCCGGCGGGCCCCCUCCACCAGCAUCUACCUGGAGGCCAAGGGGACCAGUGUGUGCCAGGCUGCUGCAAUGGGUGGUGCCAUGGUCCUGCUCUAUGCCAGUCGGGCCUGCUACAACCUGGCAGCCCUGGCCUUGGCCCCCCGGAGCCGACUGGAUGCCUUCGAUUAUGACUGGUACAACGUCUCUGACCAGGCGGACCUGGUGAAUGACCUGGGGAACAAAGGCUACCUGGUAUUUGGCCUCAUCCUCUUUGUGUGGGAGCUGCUACCCACUACCCUGCUGGUGGGCUUCUUCCGGGUGCACCGGCCUCCACAGGACCUGAGCACCAGCCGCAUCCUCAAUGGGCAGGUCUAUGGCUCCCGUUCCUACUUCUUCGACCGGGCUGGGCACUGUGAGGACGAGGGCUGCUCCUGGGAGCAUGGCCGGGGCGAGAGCACCAGCAUGUCUGGUAGCCUAGGCUCCAGCAGCUGGUAUGGAGCCAUCGGGCGGGAGCCAGGCUGGUGCGGGGGCAGCCAGACGCGGACCACUCCUCUGCUCUUCUCCCAGGUGCUGGGACCAGGCAGCCACCACCACAGUCUCUACUCUACCCCACAGACGUGAUCCCCUUCCAUCUCUCCCGAGAACAUCCAGACCCCAAUCCCUCCCACCCCAGGCCCCUGUGCCAAGUUCAUCUGCUUCUCCAGGAUCCUGGGGGGAGGGGAGGGGUGGCAGUGGCUGCCUCCUCCCCUGGCCAGCUCCUUGCUACUUCUAUUGUAGUGAGUUUAUGCUGUCCCCUAGGAUGGGGGAGCAUGGCCCUGGCUGCCAGAUGCCCACAGCACCCUGGCAUGACCUGCCGCCUCUGCUUCUACGCUGGAGCCAGCUACCUGUUCUGCACCUGCCACUUAAUAAAAGUGUCUGUGCCCCA
Hipposideros armiger (great roundleaf bat) is the source of this 2710-nucleotide messenger RNA. RefSeq names its product G protein-coupled receptor 137 (gene GPR137). The record is from RefSeq and is a predicted model, not a curated record. Gene Ontology annotation, biological process: negative regulation of osteoclast differentiation; regulation of autophagy; negative regulation of bone resorption. The transcript is spliced from 7 exons. NCBI's taxonomy places the organism in Eukaryota, Metazoa, Chordata, Mammalia, Chiroptera, Hipposideridae. Gene Ontology annotation, cellular component: lysosomal membrane. The coding region runs from base 1216 to 2406 and encodes 396 amino acids.